Nannochloropsis gaditana CCMP526 is the source of this 253-nucleotide messenger RNA. RefSeq lists its product as uncharacterized. The record is from RefSeq and is a predicted model, not a curated record. The transcript has a single exon. The annotation marks the transcript as partial.
CGCCAGGCUUUCUUUCCCUCCGUCUGGAUCACGAAGAUCUCCACCGGGUCGGAAUGGGGCGCAAGGCCCUGGGUGCCCCCCGGAGUCAGGUAGGCGUUCACUCCCACCAGACACCCAAAUUGGGCUUCAAGAGCCGCUGCCAAGCGCCAGCAUUUGUCGUCCCAUCGCUGAGGCUGGAGGACCUGUAGCGUACAUCCCUUUUGCUCGUGCAGGCGGGACAGCGUGCUUGCCGUGCCCUGCCCCCUAUUGGUCG